AUGGCUUUGGGCACUACUCAUAGCUCGAUCCCAUGGUUGGUCUGGUUUUUAUGGAAAGAUAGGAAUAACAAAGUUUUUCAAGGACUACAAUCAGAGCCAAUAGAUAUUAUUAAUCAGGCCUUACGUGACCAAUUGUGGUGGAAGGAAUCACAAUUAACCACAAGGGUUGAUCCCGUUUCGACGGAUUCGCUGAUCACGCUAGAGUCGUUAAUUCAUUGUCAGGUGGAUGGCUCGUGGAAAGCCUCAGAGCCUCAUUCAGGGUUAGGCUGGUGGUGUGGUGAUGGUGAGAAUCAGACUUUGGUAAUGGGUGCCAAAUGUCAGCGUCGCAGUACAUCCCCACUUCAUUCAGAGUUAGAAGCAUUGUUAUGGGCGAUGGAGUGUAUCCGAUCCAGAGGGAUUGAUUGCCGGCGUUUCGAGACGGAUUCUACAGAGUUGUUAGCAAUGGUGCAAAGCUCAAACCUGGCCGCCUUCACCAACGGGUGGUGGGUUGAUUCGAAGAAAAUCUUAAAGGAAUGGGAAGGAUAUGAGCGUCCUAACGAUGGGGCUGUUGUGAAAGUGAAGUUGAUUGGAAAGCUUCAAGAUGAAACUGUAUUCCUGAAGAAAGGUCAUGGUGAGAAUGAGGAACUGUUUGAGUUCAAACCAGAUGAAGAGCAAGUGGUCGAUGGACUUGAUAGAGCUGUCAUGAAGAUGAAAAAGGGUGAAGUGUCAUUGGUGACAGUAGAACUUGAGUAUGCCUUUGGUUCUAAUGAGUCAAAACAGGAAUUGGCUGUGGCACUGCCAAUCUCAACUGUGUACUUUGAGCUUGAUCUUGUGACUUACGACAAGGAAAGGGAAUCGUGGGACAUGAACACUGAAGAAAAGAUAGAAGGUGAUACUAAGAAGGAAGAAGAAAACUCCAAGUUUAAAGCAGGCAAAUAUGCUCUGGCGUCCAAGAGAUACAAGAAGGUAUAUAAUAAUAUGAACUGCCCGUUGAUAUGUGAGUUUUACAGGAGAGCGCAAGCAUACAUGGAGUUGGCUGAUUUAGACUUGGCUGAGUUUGAUGUCAAGAAGGCCCUUGAAAUCGAUCCUACCAACAUGUUCUCUCUCUUAGUCUUAUACACCUCUUAUCUAUAUCCAAUUUAGCCUUGAGUAGGUGGAUAGUUUUUUGCAAUGUCUUCUCAUACACUAAAGUCAACAUUGUAUUUGCUAUUUUAUUUUCAAAUGACAGGGAAGCUAAGUGAAUCCGAAAUAGAGGCAAUGAGCACCUGAGCCCUUGAAAACAUUCCAAGCACUUUGCAUUUUCUUUUUCUUCUCUUUUGGUUUGUUGCAAUGUUUGUUUUUAGUUUUUCAAACUGAGCGUUAGUGAGAUUUAUUAAACAGGGGACUUGUAUGACAAUA
Molecule: messenger RNA, 1377 nt
Organism: Camelina sativa (false flax)
Lineage: Eukaryota; Viridiplantae; Streptophyta; Magnoliopsida; Brassicales; Brassicaceae
Molecular function (GO): nucleic acid binding; RNA-DNA hybrid ribonuclease activity
Source: RefSeq, a predicted model, not a curated record